AUGAAUGCACUAAUUUGGAACAUAAGAUCAGUAAACACUAAAAACGCUUUCAAGAGGCUUUUAACAAUGCAUACAAAAUAUAAGUUCUUUCUUAUAGGCCUGAUGGAACCAUUUCAACAGGCUUAUAAGUUAGAAUCUUAUAGGAGAAGGCUUGGAAUUAAGACUGCUUUGAGCAAUGUAUCUGGAAAAAUAUGGGCUUUCAUUGAUGAGGAGUAUGAAGUCACAGUGUUAAUGGACACUGUUCAGCAGCUUACUUUGAAAUUAUUCAAUUGGGAUACUGAUCUUGAUAUGAUAGUUACUUUAGUGUAUGCUAAGUGUGACAGAAUUGAGAGAAUUGAAUUGUGGGAUUCCAUGUAUAAUCUUGCAUCAUACAUGACUCUCUCUUGGCUUGUUGGUGGAGAUUUCAAUGUCAUUGUGGAGGAGGAGGAGAAAUAUGGUGGCUUACCUGUAACUUUAAAUGAAGUAGAGGACUUCAGACACUGUAUUCAGACCUGUAAUCUAAGUGACUUGGGUUAUAAAGGAAGCAUUUUCACCUGGUGGAAUGGGAGGGCUGCAGAUGAAUGUGUGUUCAAGAGGCUAGAUAGAUGCCUUGGAAUUUUUGAAAUGCAACAGCAAUUUCCAGGAUUGGAAGUUAGUCACUUAAUCAAGCUGGGGUUUGAUCACUCUCCACUUCUGGUAGAAUGUAAACAGGAGGUUCAGAAAUUUAAGAAAUCAUUUAAGUUCUUAAAUUUCUGGACAAAGCAUGCAGAAUUUCUACAUUUUGUGAAGGAUAAUUGGCAGACAGAUGUGGUGGCCAAUUCUUUCAUGACCUUUAAUAUCAAUCUUAAGAAACUGAAGAAGAAUAUCACUAAUCUUGAAGAAGUCAUCAAAACUCAUGAGGCACUGUUUGAGGCAGAUCCUUCUAAUGUCAAUAGGGAGAAACUUCAAAAAGUGCAAGCUGAGAUGACAAGAGCAUUGCAUAUUGAGGAGGAAUAUUAG
Messenger RNA from Lycium barbarum (goji berry), 978 nucleotides. RefSeq lists its product as uncharacterized. Lineage: Eukaryota; Viridiplantae; Streptophyta; Magnoliopsida; Solanales; Solanaceae. The transcript has 2 exons. The coding region runs from base 1 to 978 and encodes 325 amino acids. The record is from RefSeq and is a predicted model, not a curated record.